ACUAGCUUUAAUACUGAUUGUCGACAUUAGCCUACUGGAUACCGGCUCGUUGUCAAAAGAGUCUUUGCAACUUCCACACGUCACAUGACUCAAACGGUUAUACAGAGUGAACCUCCACUGAUUGGUUGUUGGAAAUAAGGCUAACCAAUCAGAAUCGAACUCCGUCCUCAUGUUUGUCACAAGGACUAGUUGUGGGUAUAAAAACUAAAACAUGACAAUUUACUCAUUUAUUUAUAAAUAUUGUCAGUUUGAAUAUCUUGAGGCCUAUUUAAAUAACCUGUACUUGCAUUUAAACAAUACUGACCAAAAAAAGUAGGUUUGAAGACGUCAAGAGUGAAAUGAGGAACUGAUUCACUGAAGUAACGCAGAACUGGACAUGGAACAAAAACAUACUGGACCAGCAGGAAGAAAGUAGUUCAGUGAUGGUGUAAUAACACAAGCCUUAUGUGCAUGAUGGCGUUUUUCUCACUCUUUGUCCUAAUGAUUUCCUUUGCUGUCGUUGCAGAAGGACACCAAAUCAACGGCAGUCCUAUAAUAGGUGUCCUUGCUCAGGAAGUGCGCUCUCCUACACCGGGGAAAAACACCUACAUUGCAGCCUCCUAUGUCAAGUACUUGGAGUCUGCGGGUGCACGUGUGGUGCCUGUGAUGAUUAAUAAAACUGAAGAAGAAUACACCAAACUCUUUAAAUCUAUAAAUGGAAUCCUUUUUCCUGGUGGAGGUGCCAGCCUUUUUUCAUCUGGUUAUGCCAAAGCAGCUGGCAUAUUCUACAAACUUGCCCUGGAGGCAAACUCAAAAGGAGAUUAUUUUCCUGUCUGGGGAACAUGUCUGGGCUAUGAGCAGCUCACAGUCCUGACUAGUGGAAAGUCGUUACUGUCCCAUACUAAUACCAGUGGUGUUGCUCUACCACUCAAAUUCACCAAAGAAUCAAUGGACAACCGAAUGUUUAAGGACUUCCCAAAGGACCUGAUGACAUCACUGGCAAAUAAACCACUAACAGAAAACUCUCAUGAGUGGAGUAUCACUACUGAGAAAUUCACUGCAAACAAGAAGCUGAAAAAUUUUUACAAAAUUCUGAGUACAAGCACAGAUGGACAAACGGAGUUCGUGUCCACAGUGGAAGCAAUUAAUUACCCAAUUUAUGGAACCCAGUGGCACCCAGAGAAGAACGCAUUCGAGUGGUCUCGUGAGUACAUCCCCCACUCACCCUCUGCUAUCAGAACCACUUUCUACAUGGCCCAAUUUUUUGUCAGUGAAGCUAGAAAAAGUCUUCAUAAAUUUACCAGCAAAAAAGAGGAAGAGAACGCUUUAAUCUAUAACUACCAACCCACCUACACUGGAACAAAGUCUUUGUUUGUACAGAAGUAUUAUUUUGAAUAGGUGUUUAUCAUGUAAGCUAUAGUCAUCCUAAACGUUGUGUAAAAAGAAAAAGUGAACAUGCUGGUGCUGGCUUUGUCGCUAUUAUUUCAUUUAUGACUUGAAAUCUGGUUGGCAAAUCUAUGUUUGAGUUAAUCUUUUUUUUUUAAAAUCUGAUUGCAACUACCGUGCUUCCAUAUAACCCCCCACCCCCAAUAUACUGUUUUACCCUAAUAUUUCUGUUUUGAAGAUUUUACAAUAAAAAAAAAACUUUUCAAAA
Molecule: messenger RNA, 1633 nt
Organism: Tachysurus fulvidraco (yellow catfish)
Lineage: Eukaryota; Metazoa; Chordata; Actinopteri; Siluriformes; Bagridae
Gene: ggh
Product: gamma-glutamyl hydrolase (conjugase, folylpolygammaglutamyl hydrolase)
Exons: 9
Coding region: 445-1377 (310 amino acids)
Biological process (GO): tetrahydrofolylpolyglutamate metabolic process
Cellular component (GO): vacuole
Molecular function (GO): gamma-glutamyl-peptidase activity
Source: RefSeq, a predicted model, not a curated record